AAGACCAGGUUUUCCAAAACGCCUAAUAUUAUCAACCCGGAGGGAGUAAUAAGAAGACUACGUGGGUUUCCUGUGAAAUGAGUAUUGACCGCAGAUUGCAUGUCGGGUAAGCUCUUCAUUUACAAACCUUACCUCGCGUAGUAGACUUGUAAACACGAAAGCCGAGAUGCUUACGUACGUUACACAUACCAGCAAGCUGAUACGGUGGCACGGUGAAUUUCCGCGCCCCGUCCAUCCAUCGCUCCGCACCGCACCGACUACCCAGCCGCAGCCACCCGCAACCGCAGCAAAGUGGCCCCCACACAAGGUUCCCUCCAUCCAUCCAUCCAUUCCACGCGCAGCGCGUCCCAAUGUGCGGAUCCACGCAUCCCGCAAACCCCCCAAAAAGCAGCGGCGAAAAACACUCGAUCGCCCAGCCCCAAGAAGCCAGCAGGACGGACGGGGCGAACGCGAGGCGCACCACCCGAGGCUCGCGUCCGCACCCCGCGCCGCCCGAUCCCGAUCCGACGGCCCGCGCGCUCCCCGACCGGCCGCGGAGACGCGGAGCCGCACCCCCCGCAACCCAGGAGCCCGGGAGGCUGGAACUUGUUCCGCCCACGAGGCCGCGGUAACCUCACCUCCGUUAACCCGCGGUUAACCCAACCCCCUUGGUUAGGUUACCUCGUCGUGUUAUAUACUCGAGUGUGGUGAGUCUCCCAUGGCUGAGCUCGAGGUCGAGGCUGCGUGGGUGUGCGACGUCGGGGAUGAGCUGCAACGGCUGCCGCGUGCUGCGGAAGGGGUGCAGCGAGGGGUGCGUGUUGCGGCCGUGCCUGCAGUGGAUCGACGGCGCCGAGGCGCAGGGCCACGCCACCGUGUUCGUCGCCAAGUUCUUUGGCCGCGCCGGCCUCAUGUCCUUCCUCACCGCCGUCCCCGAGCCGCAGCGCGCAGCGGUGUUCCAGUCGCUGCUGUACGAGGCGGCGGGGAGGACGAUCAACCCGGUGGGCGGCGCGGUCGGGCUGCUCUCCGGCGGGAGCUGGCACCUCUGCCAGGCGGCGGUCGACACCGUGCUGCGCGGCGGAGGCAUCCAACCGCUGCCGGACCAGGUCGACGCCGCCGCCGCCGGUGGCCGCGACGUGUUCGCCUCCACGGCGAGGCGCGCCAUGGGCGGGUGCUCCACGUUCUCGACGGCGAAGCGGUCGACGACGACGACGACGACCAAGAACCCCGGUACUCCGCAUGACGCCGCCGCCGCGGCGCCCCAGCCGGAACCGUCGUGCGACCUCGGCCUGUGGCUCAGCCCCGGCUCCCCGCCGGCGCCCGGGGACCGGCGAUCCGGCGGCAGGCGGGCCGACACGCCGUCGAUGAACUCCGAGGGAUCCGUCACGACGUGCGGCGUCGUCGGCGACGGCGAGAGGGAGCCCGAGCUGCUGAAUCUUUUUGUCUAGGCUAGCUAGCUAAUUAACCUGCUCAAUUCUCAUAUGCUUUCUUUGCUGCAUCCCGGCGAACUCUUUGGUAGCCUCUCGCCGGCGAGGUAUCCCUUAGCCAUUUUUUGGCCGUGUAAAAGUCGACGGUGCGCGUGCACUGCUUCUACUUGACUCUUUACAGUACCUUAUGUUUUUUUCUCCCCCUACUUUGUUAGCAUCAAAACGUCGAAUAAAAGCGAACAGAUUAACCUCGC
Molecule: messenger RNA, 1657 nt
Organism: Oryza sativa Japonica Group (Japanese rice)
Lineage: Eukaryota; Viridiplantae; Streptophyta; Magnoliopsida; Poales; Poaceae
Product: LOB domain-containing protein 37
Biological process (GO): regulation of gene expression
Source: RefSeq, a predicted model, not a curated record